CCAGUAUAGUACUUCGUAGCUCCAGCGAGUCAUCGCUGUGUAACAGCCUACUACCAGUUCCGUCAUAGACAUUCUCGCAACCAGGGAAUGCGUCUGGAGCGAGCGUGCAGCGCUCGAGAAGAGAACCAGAGAAUGUGAGAGCAGCGCGCAAAACCACGUCUCCACAACCGACUUUCAUAGAAUUCCUAGAAAUGUGCUUCUCGCAGAUUGCCCAGCGCCAAUAAAGCGGGGAUAUCUGCUCCAGUAACUCAUAGGAAAAUGAAACGGCUUUCCCGAAAGCUGACUUUGGCAUUGGUGGUGCUUUGUUGGAUUGCUGCACUACUGUAUUUGAUACUCUUAAGUAGGCAGAAAGUAUCGGACCUGGGGACUAAAGAUGCACAGUACGGAAAGAUCUCAGAGGCAGAAUGGGACGACCUCCUGGAAGAGUUUGAAGAGAAGAACUACCUCAACGCCAGGCGUUGGAAACCAGGCCAGGACCCGUACAAACUGUAUGCCUUCAACCAGAGAGAGAGUGAGAGGAUACCCAGCAACAGAGUUCUCAGAGACACACGCCAUUACAGGUGCACCACGCUACAUUAUGACCCAGAUCUGCCCUCCACCUCCAUUGUCAUCACCUUCCACAACGAGGCCCGCUCUACUCUGCUACGCACCAUCAGGAGUGUGCUGAACCGGACGCCUGUCCACCUGAUUCACGAGAUCAUCCUGGUAGAUGACUACAGUGAGGAUGCAAACGACUGCCUUCUACUCACCAAGUUGCCCAAAGUAAAGUGUCUUCGGAAUGACAGGAGAGAAGGUCUGAUCCGCUCCAGGGUUCGUGGGGCGGACGCGGCUAAGGCCGGGGUCCUGACCUUCCUGGACAGUCACUGUGAGGUCAACAAAGACUGGCUGCCUCCGCUGCUCCAGAGGAUCAAAGAGGACCCCACCUGUGUGGUGAGCCCAGUGAUCGACAUCAUUAACAUGGAUACAUUCGCUUACGUAGCAGCCUCCUCUGACCUCCGUGGAGGCUUCGACUGGAGUCUACAUUUCAAGUGGGAGCAGUUGUCUGCUGAACAGAAAGCCAGGAGAGCUGACCCCACCGAACCCAUUAAGACGCCUAUCAUCGCCGGAGGGCUGUUUGUGAUUGACAAGUCGUGGUUCAACCACCUGGGGAAGUAUGACACAGCCAUGGACAUCUGGGGCGGGGAGAACUUUGAGAUCUCGUUCCGGGUGUGGAUGUGUGGAGGGAGCCUAGAGAUUAUCCCCUGCAGCAGGGUCGGCCACGUCUUCCGCAAGAAACACCCCUACAUCUUCCCUGAGGGCAACGCCAACACCUACAUCAAGAACACCAGGCGCACGGCGGAGGUGUGGAUGGAUGAGUUCAGGCUCUUCUACUACUCGGCUCGCCCUGCAGCACGGGGCAAGUCCUACGGAGACAUUCAUGGCAGGGAAGAGCUCCGCAAGAUUCUCAAGUGCAAAUCCUUCAAGUGGUAUCUGGACAACGUCUACCCAGAGCUCAAAGUGCCGGAUGAUUCGGACUCUAAGUCGGGGGUGGUUCGUCAAAGACAGAAUUGUCUAGAAUCGCGGAAGCUGGAGGGACAGGACCUCCCCUCUCUCACACUGGCACCCUGCAUCGGGACCAGAUCUGUGCCGGCACUCAACCAGGAGUGGAUCUACACCCACGGGCAGCAGAUCCGCCAGCAACAGCACUGCCUCUCCCUCUCUACCACUUUUCCUGCCUCCCAGGUCAUGCUCAUGCCCUGUAACAUCGGCGACGGGAAACAACGAUGGCAGAAGUCAGGCACACAUCUGGAGCACCUGGCCUCCCACUUCUGCCUGGACAGUGAGAUGGCCCUGGAUGGCAUAGAGAGCAGUAAGAUGCUGGUGAUCAGCCCCUGUGAACUGACAGCCUACACCCAGAGAUGGGAGAUGCCCUUCUCCUGAUCCACCCACAACACAAUCCUUCCUGUAGAGGAGGACUACACUACGAGCAAUCACAAACGUCUGCAGUGCAUACUAUAGCCAAGGGCUUUUAGAAAGAGAGAGAGAGUGAUGGAGGGAGAUAGGGAAAGGAGAGAGGAGGAGGAUACCAGAGUAAAGGGUGUUUUCAGUCACUGAGAUAAGUCUUUAUAAGAUGGCAGGGACUUGGCCUGAUGUCAGCACAUUCAAGUGUUCAACAAGACGUUCAGCAGGGCUGAAGUCAUUUAUUGUGGGCUAAUAUAGAUGAAAAUACAGGGGACAUCAUUUUUCAUUGCUGUUUUCAUUGAAACUUGUGGUCUGUCAAAACUAUUCUUCUAACUGCUGCUUCAAGUGUAUAAUUUCUUCGUAAUGACAUUUCAAUGGUGAUCUAAUAUGGGAUGGGAUGCAGCUAUGAUGGAAUUUGUGUCAGCAAAUUUAAUGCAUAUGUCAAAUGGCAAUAUUUUAAUAUCCUAUGAUACCCAUUUAUUUUUAAUUGAAAUGGAGAUGACCUUUACACAAAAUGUCUAUGAUCCUGAAACACACACACACACGUCUAUGAUCCUGAAACACACACACGCACACACACACACACACACACACACAUGCGUCUAUGAUCCUGAAACACAAACACACACACACACACGUCUAUGAUCCUGAAACACAAACACACGGUAAUAGCCAGUGCUGCAAUGUCAAAAAGGAAAUAAAAGAAAUACCGAAAA
Oncorhynchus kisutch (coho salmon) is the source of this 2657-nucleotide messenger RNA. Its product is annotated as polypeptide N-acetylgalactosaminyltransferase 14-like. The coding region runs from base 259 to 1920 and encodes 553 amino acids. The record is from RefSeq and is a predicted model, not a curated record. Gene Ontology annotation, cellular component: Golgi apparatus. Lineage: Eukaryota; Metazoa; Chordata; Actinopteri; Salmoniformes; Salmonidae. The transcript has 15 exons. Gene Ontology annotation, biological process: protein O-linked glycosylation. Gene Ontology annotation, molecular function: polypeptide N-acetylgalactosaminyltransferase activity.